Messenger RNA from Nymphaea colorata (pocket water lily), 402 nucleotides. Its product is annotated as zinc finger protein ZAT10-like. Gene Ontology annotation, biological process: response to stress. The transcript has a single exon. Gene Ontology annotation, molecular function: DNA-binding transcription factor activity. The coding region runs from base 1 to 402 and encodes 133 amino acids. The record is from RefSeq and is a predicted model, not a curated record. Lineage: Eukaryota; Viridiplantae; Streptophyta; Magnoliopsida; Nymphaeales; Nymphaeaceae.
AUGCCUAACCCAAUGCCCAGCCUUGAAGAAGAAGUGGACUCGUGGAAGAAGAAAGGGAAACACUCCAAGCGCCCCAGAUCCGAGGAGGAAUACCUGGCACACUGCCUCGUCAUGCUCGCCAACAGCGGCCAUGACGGACCGACUCCAGUACCGGUAGCGGUGGAGGCACCACCCGCCCUCACUUACCGCUGCUCUGUCUGCGACAAGGCCUUCCCCUCCUAUCAAGCGCUCGGUGGUCACAAGGCCAGCCACAAGAAGACCACCGACUCAGGCGACCAAUCGGCUGAGCGCGCCAAGGUUGCCAAGAUCCACCAGUGUUUCGUCUGCUUAAAGCUCUUCCCCACCGGCGAGGAGCUUGGUGGCCACAAGCGCUGCCACUGGGACGGAAGAGUCGCCACUUAG